AUGGCCCAAAGUUCAGCAUCCAUCGCAAUUAUUGGUGCUGGACCCUGCGGUUUGACGUUCGCCCGCUUACUGGAAAAGAACAACAUCGACUUUGUGGUCUUCGAGAAAGACGUCGACUCAACUCCCACGCCGAUGUACCAGGGUGGAACCCUUGAUCUUCAUGGCUCCUCCGGACAGCAGGCGCUAAGAAGUGCAGGACUCUUCGAGGAGUUCAGCAAAUUCGCGCGGUGGGAUGCUACCAAGUUUGUUGUUCAGGAUCCAACGUGCACAUUGAAAGCCGAGUUCGGUCAGGAUCGCGACGCUCCUGAGAUAGACCGUUUCCAAUUGCGUCAACUUCUGCUGGACUCAAUUCCAUCUCAUAAGGUGCGAUGGGGGCAUGGCGUCCGGACAAUUGAGAAGGGCCCAGGCUCGGAUUGGAUUAUCAAGUUCACGAACGGCACCUCUGCAUCUGGAUUCCAGCUCAUCGUUGGCGCCGACGGUGCGUGGAGCAAAGUUAGGCCUUUGCUCACUACAGCACGGCCUGAAUAUUCUGGGAAGAUGUUCAUCGAGGGGCGGCUGUCGCACAACAACCCAAGUUACUCUGCCGCACUGGAACUGUCGGGAACCGGCAAUAUGAUGGCGUUGGGAAACGGACGAACAGUCUCGGUGCAACAGGUGUCCGAUCGGUCGUAUCGAGUCUACGUGGGCUUGGUGGCCCCGGAGAACCUGACAAAGACCACACUCAAUAUGGCUGAUACAGAGGCCACACGACAAAAGCUUCUUUCCUCGCCACAAUUUUUUGCGGACUUUGCUCCCGAAUUACAAAGCUUCAUUUCCAACGCCGAAGGUCCUUUUCGGCCCUGGCCUCUUUACCGCAUGCCCGUAUCCUCCGUCAACUGGGAUCGUGUUCCAGGUAUAACUCUCCUUGGCGACGCCGCGCAUGUGUCGACACCAUUCGUAGGCGAAGGGGUUAAUAUGGCCAUGUAUGACGCUCUCAAGCUCGCUGAGAACAUUGUCAAGCACGGGGUUGCUGCUCUCACUGAGAGAGCGCUGGCCAUAUCGAAAAUCGAGGAAGCCGUCAAGGAAUAUGAAGCGGAAAUGUUUGACCGCGCUCAAGACUUCAUCAAGCGCUGCAUCCUGAGUGAGGGGAUAUUUUUUGCUGAGGACGGGGCGCAGCAGUUCAUCGACAUAAUUGGCCAGGCUGUCGAGUUUCAGCAUCAAGGACUCUUUAGAGAAGAGAAGUGA
Molecule: messenger RNA, 1224 nt
Organism: Colletotrichum scovillei
Lineage: Eukaryota; Fungi; Ascomycota; Sordariomycetes; Glomerellales; Glomerellaceae
Exons: 2
Coding region: 1-1224 (407 amino acids)
Molecular function (GO): FAD binding
Source: RefSeq, a predicted model, not a curated record